Molecule: messenger RNA, 1832 nt
Organism: Schizophyllum commune H4-8
Lineage: Eukaryota; Fungi; Basidiomycota; Agaricomycetes; Agaricales; Schizophyllaceae
Exons: 12
Coding region: 1-1521 (506 amino acids)
Source: RefSeq, a predicted model, not a curated record
AUGUCGGGCAUAUUCUCCAACUUGCUUCCAGCAACACCCAAGGAUAAGCUCAAAAAAGCAGGUGUCAUUCUGGAUCGACUUCGCUCCCAGCUUGAGCAGGAGCCGGAUGAGCGAGUGAAGAUGGACUUUCAGGCCCAAGUGAUCGAGCACGAGCGCAUUCUGAUAGCGCUGUCGCAAGAGAGUUCAUGGCGGCACCCCUUGGACCAUAUGAGAAAUGUUAAUACCGCGGUUGCCGAGUUGGGAGAAACGAAGGACCAAUUUCUGACGGCCUCGGAGGAGGCGAGAAAGCGGGAGGAGGCGGCGCGGAAGGAGGAGGCGCGUGUAGCUCAAUUGCAGGCCGCCGUCACCAAGAUGUAUGAAACCUACGACAAACAUGUCUCUCUGAGGAGAAGGCCGCCUGUCCCAGUGGAGUUGCAGCCGCAAGAACUGGCACCAAAGAUGAAGUCAAGAUCAGCUUCCACUCAUACAACCGACAUGCCGUCCGCGGGGGCCUCGGCCGCAUCAGUUGGUGGCUUUACCAAAGGGCAUCGGCAUACCGACACUGCUGCAUUCGGAGAAAGUGGCGCAAGCAGGAGCGCUGUACAUCACAGCGGUUCCGAUGCGUAUGGGCGCGCGCGUACUUCCGAGGAGCACAGUAUGAUGAGCAAGACCUCCUCGUACGGAUCGUCGUACGCAUUAUUCUUCAUCGUCUCUGUCAAUUGCUCAUUCGUCCAGGUCCUCACAUCAACCCCGCCACGAGCGGACCUCGACCGAGUGAGCUCGAUCUAUAUGAUCAGGUUUGUUACCGGAUAUGAACUCAUCGACAGGGUGUUCGGGGGACGUCCGCCUGAGACGAGCGACAAUUCGCACUCCGGGCAUUCUGCGCGAUCUAUCGACUCUGCCGGCGAUCGCCGCUACAAGGAAGCCGGGAUUUACAGCAUAUCCUCAGCCGAUAUCACUAGGACACCAGCGUCGGGGCCCUACACCAACUACACGCACGCCAAGAAAGAAUCGAUGUCUGCGUCGAGGUCAACUUCUGAGUUGAACACUUCUCAGUGGCAACGUGAGCGCACGCCUGCGUUCCUCAACGCGCCAGGAGCACCUGUGCAGCAUCACGGCGACCCUCGCGGCACGCACGGUGGUCGCAAGACUCGCGGUAGGGAGACACUGGCGCCUCCUGCUCAGUACCCUUCCGGGCCCACCGGCAGCACGUAUCCGGUAGGAAGCGUCGGCUAUUCGUCUGGUACUAACUAUCCUGCGUCGGGAGGCGGUUACUCUGCUCGAGGCGGCGCUCCCCCUGCGGCUGGCCCAUCGGCUGGUGGAAGUGCCUACCUUGCUCCUUCUGGCGGUGCCUACCACGCACAGCCUGGCGGCUCUUAUUACCCGCCCGGUGGUGCGUACCAUCCUCCUGGACCUGGGCAGCCCCCUUCUUCUGGCCAUCACCCUGCGCCUCCUCAAGCGCCCUACUCGGGGCCGAUGCAGCCUCCUCGUCAGUCCUCGUCCCACGAGCACUCCAGCAAGCACGGGGGUGGCCGGCGUUGAACGGCCUGUUUUGCCGUACAUCGCGCUGCACCCUUGGUGCAAGCCGUCUAUCGUCCCGAGGUCAUGUUCAUCAUGAUCGCACGCCGCGUUCACUCGUCCUUUCGAGCUGCAGCUAACCUGCACCGAGUCUUUUGUUUCUUUUUCUCGGCCUUCUGUGUGAUCUCCUCCUCUCUCUUCUCGUGACCCCUUUCUCCUUAUAUAUUCUCUUUUCCUCUUUCCCCUUACUGUAUUACAUAUCUGUCUGUCUUUCUCCACCUAUGCCUACCCUUCCUAACUUAUCCUAUGCGCGGCUCUCUUCGCCGCAUUUCUUC